AGGGGAAAAGCGGAACGAGGAAAUGCAGUAAGAUCUUAUGACCCGCAGUGAUCACCGCCUGACUUUCCAGCAACAACGAACAACAUGGCGUCUUCAUUGACUCUCCCAGGCGUUUUCGCGGUGCUGUGUUUCUUCUUUCUGAGUGUCCUGCAGCCUGUAGAGGCUUAUGACGGCGGGGACGCCGUGGCUCUGCUCUUGGGGAUGGCCGUCACAGUGGUCGGUUUCUGCGCUUGCCUCGGCUGGUACUCACGGAGACGCAGCGGACAGUUUUGAUACGACAUGUAGGCCUGUGGUCCGGAAAUGUCGCUUCUCGCCUCCUGAAACCCCGAAACGCCGCGCCUGCUGGUCGCUCUUUCCUGAUCGUAUGGCGGUUUAAAAAGACUCUUGACACUGUAGUGGAAGGAGAAAGGGACUCGAUUCGAGGUUCCGAGUUGCAAAAGAGGGAAGUUGUGUUACAACACCAAACUGGAGAGACAGUAUGCUGGUUAAAAGUCAACAUGCCCUUCCAGUGGACACACCGGGAUCAUGGCAUUCAAGCACAUCUGUACGACAUCUGGACUUUCCUAUACUUUGUUGUACGAUGACGUCCGUCAUUACACGACUGCACUCUCUUCUUUUCUUCAUCCUGCUAUACACAGAAGUCUGUCAUUCCACUGUUCCCUGAAACAUGUGCCCUGUAGUCAUUCUUCAGGUUUUUAAGCACUGAAAGUCGUGUUGCCCCUGCUUUUUUGCACUUACAAUUUGUGGUCUUAAUAUAGUGAACUAUACUUGAAAGAUCAUUGCUUCUCGCAUAUGCUUAUUUUCUGUAAUAAACUCUAUGAAUGCUA
Molecule: messenger RNA, 827 nt
Organism: Ictalurus punctatus (channel catfish)
Lineage: Eukaryota; Metazoa; Chordata; Actinopteri; Siluriformes; Ictaluridae
Product: small integral membrane protein 30
Exons: 1
Coding region: 85-273 (62 amino acids)
Source: RefSeq, a predicted model, not a curated record